AUGGGAUUAAGUAUGCCAACGUCAGCUGGAGUAAGCUCGUCAACGUCAAUGAGUAUAAGCUCGUCAACGACUAUGUUCGAACUUCUGUGUGUAGCCCUCCUCGGACUAGGACAAAUGUUCAUAAUGACUGGCUAUGAUACACAGGCAGGCAUCCUUUUUUCGUUCGUGGUUGAGUCGGUAGUUCAUGCGGUGCACAUGAGGGAACCUUCACGCAUCGACGCAUUCGCUGGCUACUACGGUCAGGCGACCUGCUAUGCGGCGUACCUGACCGCAUGUCUCUUCGCUCCAUCAGUGCUGAGAAAGCUGUCGACAAAGUGGACGCUAUUCUUUGGUUCUCUAUGCUUUACCAUCUAUCAAGUGGGCUUUUUAUACCUGAACAAGUACUACUUCUACUUCUCUUGUGCAGUGAUGGGAGUUGGAUUUGCAUGUAACUUCUCGAUGGAAUAUAUUGAUUUGGAAAUUUUUUCAGUGUAUUACACCGGCCAUGGUUCCUAUUUAACUUCACACUCGACGAGGAAGUCAAUCGAGCGGAACUCCGCCGUUUCGUGGUCGAUCGGGUGCUUAUGUAUGAUUGUUGGCAGUGGAAUUCUGGCAGUGAUUUUCUCCUUAAACAAAUAUUUGGUCCAACCUGAAGCGCCGUCGAACGAGACAGAAAUCGUUAAUGGCCACACCUAUCGCUACUUCUCAGAUUCCGAAAUUCGAAUGAUGUACGGUGCAUUCGCCGCGAUCACAUUCUUCGCGAACAUCACUUUUGCCAUGAUCCCAUGGCGAGGAAUUCCAAACUGCAUAGAGAGCCGGAUCAGUAAGACUGAGAAGACAUUUCAUACAGAGAUGGCUCUGAUUGGUGACACCUUCGUCGACAAGCGGAUGAUCACGUUGUCGCCGCUGUUCAUACAUCUCGGUCUCUACACAUCUUUCUGGAUAUCCGUCUACCCAACAUCUUUAAUUUUCACCAAGUCUCUUUCUCGCCAUAUCUAUCUGCCGGCUUCUUACAGUCUUGCCGUAGGCACUGGAGAGGUUAUAAUGGGCGCAUUUAUCAGCACGAUGUCGAAGCGUGUUACUAAUUUCGGCCUGAAGCCUACGAUGUUCAUCGCCUUCGGUUUGACGACCAUCUUGCUGUUGGUGAUUGUGCUCUCAGUGCCACCAUGGGCCACCAUUGAACUCACUAACGAUCCCACUUUUCUUAUUAAACCCAGUGUCCUUCUAUCGACGACCGUCGCUUUGUUGAUUGGUCUGACGGACUCUUGUGUGAACAACGUCAGAAACGUAAUCUGCGCGCUUGCACUGCCCGAAGCACGUGCACAGUCCUUUGCUAUCUCAAAAUUCUAUCAGGCUUCGGCUGGUGCGAUGUUAAUGUUCGUAAGUCCCUACUUAUCAAUUCUGCAUUAUGCCGUCUUAUUAUUCUUCACACUGUCGCUGGCAACGGUUUGUUUUAUUCAUGUGGCCGGUCAAACGAAGAAAAUGGAACGUGCAUCAUCGGCAGGAAAUUCCACUUUCAAGUUGAGUUUUGCGGAAGGAUCUUCGAAAUGA
This is a messenger RNA of Angiostrongylus costaricensis, 1530 nucleotides long. Lineage: Eukaryota; Metazoa; Nematoda; Chromadorea; Rhabditida; Metastrongylidae. The record is from the annotation of a GenBank genome assembly.